Messenger RNA from Debaryomyces hansenii CBS767, 1707 nucleotides. It is a transcript of the gene MAL2, whose product is annotated as oligo-1,6-glucosidase IMA1. The transcript has a single exon. The record is from RefSeq and is a predicted model, not a curated record. Bases 1 to 1707 code for a protein of 568 amino acids. Lineage: Eukaryota; Fungi; Ascomycota; Pichiomycetes; Serinales; Debaryomycetaceae. Gene Ontology annotation, biological process: oligosaccharide catabolic process. Gene Ontology annotation, molecular function: alpha-amylase activity.
AUGACUAAAGAUUACAUUUGGUGGAAAGACGCUAGUGUUUAUCAAAUCUGGCCUGCUUCGUAUAAAGAUUCGAAUGGAGAUGGUGUAGGUGAUAUUCCAGGUAUUAUUUCCACAUUGAACUAUGUUAAAUCAUUAGGAACGGACGUUAUUUGGCUUUCCCCAAUGUAUGACUCUCCACAGGAUGACAUGGGUUACGAUAUUUCCAACUAUGAAAAGGUCUAUCCAAAAUACGGAACAUUAGAAGAUAUGGAUAACUUAAUUGAGGGAACCCACAAAAGAGGUAUGAAGUUGAUUUUAGAUUUAGUUAUUAACCAUACUUCAACCGAACAUGACUGGUUUAAGCAAUCGAGAUCGUCUAAAACCGACCCAAAAAGAGAUUGGUAUAUCUGGAAGCCAGCACGCUAUGAUGCUGAAGGUAAUAGACAUCCUCCAAAUAACUGGGUAUCUCACUUUUCGGGAUCUGCUUGGGCUUACGAUGAAACCACUGAUGAAUAUUACUUACAUCUUUUUGCUGAAUCGCAACCAGACUUGAAUUGGGAGAAUGAAGAAACAAGAAAGGCGAUCUAUAAGUCUGCUUUGUCAUUCUGGUUUGAAAAAGGAAUCGAUGGUUUCAGAAUUGAUACAGCCGGUAUGUAUUCAAAAGUUCAAUCAUUCUCUGAUGCCCCAAUCGUUUUCCCAGAUUCGGAAUGGCAACCAUGUCAAAAGUAUUUCCAAAAUGGACCUAGAAUUCACGAAUUUCACAAGGAGAUGUUUGCAUCUGUCACUUCUAAAUACGAUGCUAUGACUGUCGGAGAAGUUGGUCAUUCACCUCGUGAAGAUUCUUUGAAAUAUGUAAGCGCCAAAGAAAAAGAGAUGAAUAUGAUGUUCUUAUUCGACGCUGUGGAAGUUGGAUCAAACCCUUCUGAUAGAUUUAUUUAUGAUGGAUACAAAUUAACUGAUUUCAAAAAGGCAGUACAAAAUCAAAGUUCUUUUAUCGAAGGUACUGAUGCCUGGUCUACCGUCUUCUAUGAAAACCAUGAUCAACCAAGAUCUAUUACCAGAUUUGGUAACGACUCUAAUAAAUAUAGGGUUAAAUCAGGUAAGCUUUUAGCUUUAUUACAGUCUACUUUGAGUGGUACUUUAUAUAUUUAUCAAGGUCAAGAAAUUGGUAUGACUAAUUUACCAAGAUCGUGGUCUAUUGAUGAAUAUCUUGAUAUUAAUACUAUCAAUUAUUACAAGGAAUUCAAAGCUAAAUAUGGAGACAACAAAGAAAAAAUGGAUAAAUUGAUGGAUAACAUUAAUUUAUUGGCCAGAGAUCAUGCCAGAUCUCCUGUUCAAUGGGAUGACACUGAAAAUGCAGGUUUCUCUACAGGUAAACCAUGGAUGAGAGUUAACGAUAACUAUAAGGAAAUUAAUGUUGCAUCGCAAGUGAAUGAUCCAAAUUCCUUAUUUUCCUUCUGGAAACAAAGUUUAAAGAUUAGAAAGGAAUAUAAGGAUUUGUUGAUCUACGGUUCUUUCAAAAUUCUUGAUAACGAAAACCAGAAAAUCUUUACUUAUGUUAAGGAAGCUGCUGGCCAGAAGGCAUAUAUUGUUUUAAAUUUUACUUCAGAAAGUUUAAAGUUUGAAAACUUGGACGGAGGUAAAUUAGAAUUAUUGCACUCUAACGUCAAUGUCGAAGAUGAAGGUACCUUGAGUCCUUACGAAGGUAGAUUUUAUCUCAUUAAGUAG